AACGCCGUUUCUAUACGUCUUUUCUUUUUAUUUAUCAAACGAAGCAUUGUCGUUUCGCGUACGCCAACCAACGGCCGCUACAUCCAGUGCUAUCACUUUGUGGCACAAGAAGAAAUCGGUAGGAUAGGAGAUACUAAAGAAAAUGAGGUUUGUUAGCAAGUGUCCUGGAUUUCUUCAAAGGAUAGCCCUAAUUGAAGCGGAUAGUGGAGGAGUUGUAAGUCGAUGGAGGAAGCAGUUGUUCUCUACAUUGAGCGAAGCAGCAGAGCUAAACGAUUUUAUGAAUUACUUGGAUUCCCUCAACAACUUUGAGAAAUCAGGCGUUCCUAAGGGUGCUGGUACUGAUUCCGACGAAGGUUUUGACCUUGGUCGCAUGCGCCGCCUCAUGGACCGUCUCGGAAAUCCUCACUCCAAGUUCAAGGCAGUACACAUUGCGGGGACAAAAGGAAAAGGAUCAACUGCGGCAUUUCUCUCUAACAUCUUGCGGGCACAAGGCUACUCUGUUGGUUGUUAUACGAGCCCGCAUAUUGUGACCAUAAGAGAACGGAUGUCCAUCGGAAAACUAGGGAAGCCGGUUUCACCAAUGGCUUUAAAUUCUCAUUUCCAUCAGAUUAGACAGAAACUUGACGAGGCUAUCCAACUAGAGAAUGGCUGUUUGAGUCACUUUGAGGUUGUUACUGCCAUAGCUUUCUCACUAUUUGCUCAGGAGAAUGUUGACAUUGCAAUUAUUGAGGCUGGCCUUGGGGGUGCUCGGGAUGCUACAAACAUACUUUGCAGUUCUCAACUUGCUACAUCAAUCAUAACUACUAUAGGUGAGGAACAUUUGAUGGCACUGGGGGGUUCUCUUGAAAGCAUUGCAAUGGCAAAGGCUGGAAUAAUUAAACGUGGUCGUCCAUUGAUUCUGGGUGGGCCUUUUCUUCCCGACAUCGAGCGCAUUCUUCGUGAUAAAGCAUCGCUGAUGCUUGCUCCUGUAGUAUCAGCAUCUGAUUCUGGAAUCAGAACUACCAUUAAAGGCCUUAGCAUGUUCGAUGGUAGACAUUGCCAGUUAUGUGACAUAAAGAUAAGAGUAAAGAAGGCUUUGAAUCUGUUUAUUGAGUUAUCUGACUUGGAAAUGCACAUGCUUGGAAGUCACCAACUCCAAAAUGCAGCUACUGCAGCUUGUGCAGCUCUGUGCCUCCGCGAUCAAGGAUGGAAAAUAUCAGAUGCAUCAAUUCGGCUUGGUUUAGAAAAUACAUGCUUGCUUGGAAGAAGUCAAUUUCUAGCAUCCAAAGAUGCUGAGGUGUUAGGAGUACCAGGGGCUACCAUACUGCUUGAUGGAGCUCACACUAAAGAAUCUGCAAAAGCUUUGGUCGACACUGUACGGUUGACAUUUCCAGAAGCUCGAUUGGCUCUUAUAGUGGCUAUGGCUAGUGACAAAGAUCAUUUGGCUUUUGCAGGAGAAUUUCUUUUAGAUAAAAAAUUAGAGGCCGUCUUCCUAACAGAAGCUGAGAUUGCUGGAGGCAAAUCUCGAACAACUGCCGCUCCCUUGUUAAGAGAUUACUGGGUACAAGCUUGUGAAGAAUUGGGUAUUAAUACCCUUCAUGAUGGCAUGGCAGAAUACCGAGAGUUGUUGGAGAAUGAAUUUAUUCAUUCUGAAAGGCAUCUGGGAGGCAAAAUCAUAUUGGCCACUAACAAUUCUCUGGAGAUUUCUCUGAGAAUGGCGAGUGAAUUUCUUAGGGGAAGAACAGGGAACCAAUCAAGCGUUCUUGUUGUUACAGGAUCUCUGCAUAUUGUAUCAUCCGUACUAGCUCGUCUCCAUGGGUAAAAUGCAUCAAGGAAAUCUAUCCCAAGCCAAAGAGGACGACACUGUUAUAAUAUAAAUAAUUGGUCGUCUUUCCCUUAAAUCUUUGUUAAUUAAUUAUGAAACUAAAAUUGCGCUGAAAAACUUUAUGAAAAGAAAAAGAAAAAAAAGGUAGUGCAAAGUAAAAUCCUCUUUGAGUGACUAGGCUGUAUUGUUCUGUCCAUUCCGGUACUUAAACUUUUCAAGUAUUAAGGUGCAUUUCUAUGA
Molecule: messenger RNA, 2044 nt
Organism: Ricinus communis (castor bean)
Lineage: Eukaryota; Viridiplantae; Streptophyta; Magnoliopsida; Malpighiales; Euphorbiaceae
Product: dihydrofolate synthetase
Exons: 10
Coding region: 143-1801 (552 amino acids)
Biological process (GO): tetrahydrofolylpolyglutamate biosynthetic process
Cellular component (GO): cytoplasm; cytosol; mitochondrion
Molecular function (GO): tetrahydrofolylpolyglutamate synthase activity; ATP binding
Source: RefSeq, a predicted model, not a curated record